UGGUUUUUUAAAAUCACAGGAGUCUGAAUGAGCUGAGGGUGUUACUCCUGGAAUCACAUCGUCAUUCCCGGGAUAUGGACAAAGACCUGAGCCGAGAGGUCCACAAGGCUGAGUGGAAGGUCAAGGAGCAGAAACUUCAGGAUGACAUCAAGACGCUGCGAGAAAAACUGCUUUUACUGGGUCGGGAACGAUCCUCCCCUGACCACCGGCGGUACUCGAUGCUAGACCCCUCGGCUCUUGACUCGGAGGUGACCCGUCUGCGCCAACGGCUGCUCAGCACUGAGGAAGCCCUGAGGAACGCCUUAGAGCACAACCAACAAGUCGACCAGCUGGUCCAGGCCAUGCGGAAGAAUCCAGAAAAAAGCCCGGUCCACGGUGCAAAUUCGGCUAAUGGAAUUCACCACCAGGAGUCACACAGCGCUCAAGAUGAACAACACUGAUAUGAGCAGAAGCGAUGAGAGUGGGACGCUAACUUGUCCCCGAGUGAACUGGGACGUGCUGAAGUACACCUGAAACGUCAAAGUUUGGUCCGACAUGUCUCCCGAUGCUGCGGUGGACGCCUGAAACAUUUCAGUUUACAGUUAAUACCAAAACAGCGAAUCUCUGUCUCAAGUGAAUAUAUGUGUUGUUACAGAAAGCACCUAUUAGCCAAUCAUGAAGACCACUUAAAAGUACUUUAAACAGGAAAAAAAAUAAGAAAAAGAAAGAGAUAUGGACGUGAAGAGAUUAUCAGCUCAACAACUGCUGAGAACUGGCAGUGUGGCAACUUUUGAUGCUUUACAUUAGUUAGAAAAUUUGAAGCUACAAGUUGAAGUUUUGUCAUUCGCUGAAAUCUGAAUGACUGCGCUGAAUUUUGACGAAGAAAGCAAAAAGACUGAUGGACGAUGAGAAGAAAAACUGGGUCUCGGUCGCUUUGUUUUAUUUAUUACUUUUAUUUUGCUCCUUGGCUUUGUAAUAAUCCUGUCUGCUGUACGUGAGCUGAUGGCCUGAUUUUGUUUUUAUUUUAAAGGAAGUUUGACUCGUGUCUCACCUUGCUUGAUAUCUGAUGAGGAUUGGUAGCAAACAUUACCCUUAAUCCAGAAUUAUUUGAACUCAAUUUUAGUUACACUGCACCAGAUCAAAACAAGUCAUCUCAGGGCACUCGCCAUAGUAACUACAAAUUUACACUAUAAUAAAAGCAUCUCUGCUACCAACUUUGUGAAAAUAACCAGUUUUUACAGUCACUUUUCAACUUUUUGUGUUUUUAAAAGAAACAUGAGCACUGAACAAAUACAAAAGCAACAGUUUGUUGCAAUAUAGGAGAAGAUGACAGAGACGGUGGAAGAAUAGUACAAAGCAAUGCUGUCCUGUCUGCAGACCGAGUAUGUACUCAUCCAGCACAGUGCUGGAUGUUGACCUGAGCGUUUGAAAGCUUGGCCAUGUUUAAUAUGAGCAGUCAUCAUGAUAACAGUAUAUACAUAAGGAAAAGUGUAAUAAGCCCAAUGUAAACAGAAUAUAAGGACAGUGAAGGACGUGCUUUACUGAACCGUGGGAUAAUUUCUAUUCCUCUACAGCCACCGCCUGGUCAACAUUUGUUUGCAGCAAACAGGAAAAAUGCCCUUGAAGUUAUGAAGUUCUCAGGUAGCUCCUCAGAACCAUUUGGUCCCAAAGCGUCUUAAUGUACGUAUACUGGUAGAAGCACGAUGAGCACAAAGUUAGGUUCAGUCUGGUCGUUUAAAUGUUGACUGGAGCCCUUUUAACGGUCAUUUCUGAUCCAAGGAUAAAAUACUAAAUCAACCUCUUCCCGUCUUGGAAGACCCCGCCCUCCCUCGCCAACACGCAUGAAGAGCGUCAUCUGUUACAGGACUGAUGGUGAUGAUGUUACUACCAAUCCUCCCUUAAGGUGUUUGUUAAGCUUUUCAGCCAUUUACACAUCAGUGGACUCAUUGUGCAGACCGAACCUGGGAGACGUUGCAGGACAUUUGUAGUACAAAUACAGUGAACCAUUUCAGACUUUUUCCAUUGUCUAAAACUGUCUGACCGCGCAUCAAUACAUCUCUUUCUCUGAUCGGUGGCUUUGUGUUAAUUUACUAUAUAUGGUACAAAAUACAGUGUGAGCCCAUUGUAAUGGCCCUGGAUUUCUUUACUGACCCUUUCUGAAGUCUUCUGAAGGGCUUUCCCAGGAGCUAAAACCCAAACAACAGUGUGGGAAUGUGGGAAGUUACGUUCAUCCUUCCCUGGAUCGAAAUCAUCCGGAUUUCAUUUGCCUCUAACAUUUAUACUCUUAAGUCUUCCAAGUAUUGUUUUUAUCCAUUUGUCAAACUGAACUAAGGGGGGAUCCUGUUUGUAGUUGGUCACAGGUUGCUAUUGCUUCACAGGAGACACUACACAGAGGUGGGGUGGGGGUGUGCAGAAAGGCUUGAGUAGUGUCCCCUGAGAACACGUGCAGGGCAGGCACUGGUCAGCUCAAAUAAAACCUGAAUUUUCCACUGGAUAUUGUACAUGGCCUUUUCAGCUGGAGGGUUCAUACCCUUUGGAGUAUUGCUGCGAUGGUUUUGGAGAUUGAGUCAUUAAAUAUUAACAAUGCA
Messenger RNA from Neolamprologus brichardi, 2567 nucleotides. Lineage: Eukaryota; Metazoa; Chordata; Actinopteri; Cichliformes; Cichlidae. The record is from RefSeq and is a predicted model, not a curated record.